AUGUAUUUUGUUUCUUCUUCUUCUUCGGUUUCUGAGAGAAAGUUGGCUCAUGUUUUUAUGUUGAAAGAUGGAAUUAUGAUAUUGCAGUUGAUAUGGCCAGGCGACUAUGGUGGUCCAUUGUUUCUUUUGCCUUCUUUGGUGAUAGGAUUAUGGGUGACUGGGGCCUUAAAUGCAGUGCUAACGUCAGGACAUCAAACUGAAAUGCGACGCUAUCUCUUUAAUCACCAGAACAAAGAUGGAGGGUGGGGACUGCAUAUAGAAGGUCCCAGCACAAUGUUUGGCACAGCUAUGAGCUAUGUAGCAUUGAGAUUACUCGGAGAAGACAUCGACGGUGGAGAUGGAUCCAUCGAAAUAGCAAGAAAAUGGAUUCUUAAUCGUGGCGGUGCCACUUCUAUUCCUUCAUGGGGAAAAAUAUGGCUUUCAAUGAAUUACAAUGAAUCAAAAUAUCUAUGGCUGGCUGAGGAUGGAAUGAAAAUGCAGGGAUAUAAUGGUUCUCAAUGUUGGGAUGUUGCUUUAUCUGUUCAAGCUAUUUUGGCUACUAAACUUGAUGAUGAAUACGGUUCGAUGCUUAAGAAAGCUAAUAAUUUUAUAACACACUCACAGGUGACAAUGAACAGGUCCGGCGAUAGUAAUAGCUGGUAUCGCCACAUUUCGAAAGGUGGUUGGCCUUUCUCAACUCAAGACAAUGGUUGGUCUGUAUCAGAUUGUACUGCAGAAGGCUUGAAGGCAGCCAUUUUGUUGUCAAACCUGUCAUUUGAGACUGUUGGGAAUGCAAUGGAAACCGAACAAUUCUGCGAUGCGGUCAAUUUUAUUUUAUCCCUGCAGAAUAGAAAUGGUGGAUUUGCAUCCUAUGAGCUCACAAGAUCAUAUGCAUGGCUGGAGAAACUAAAUCCAACUGAAACAUUUGAAGAUAUCGCCAUUGAUUAUCAGUAUGUAGAAUGCACAUCAGCAGCGAUUCAAAGUCUCACCUUAUUCGCUCAACGAUAUCCGCGGCACAGGAAGGUGGAAAUAGAGACCUGCAUUGCCAAGGCUGCAGACUUCAUUGAAAGCAUACAGCUAGCCGAUGGCUCAUGGUAUGGAUCAUGGGGAGUAUGCUUUACAUAUGGGACAUGGUUUGGAAUAAGUGGGCUUAUAGGUGCAGGUAAGAGGUACAAAGACAGCAAAAGCAUUAGAAAGGCGUGCGAGUUUUUGCUUUCGAAACAACACAAGAUUUCUGGUGGAUGGGGUGAGAGCUAUCUUUCAUGCCAAUACAAGGUAUACACAAACCUGGAAGGAGAUAAGUCUCAUGUAGUGAACACUGCUUGGGCUAUGUUGGCACUAAUUGAAGCAGGCCAGGCGGAAAGAGAUCCCGCUCCGUUGCAUCGUGCGGCCAAGGUUUUGAUCAAUUCACAAAUGGAAAACGGGGAGUUUCCUCAACAGGAAAUAAUGGGAAACUUCAACAAGAAUUGUACUAUAAAUUACUCAGCAUACAGAAACAUUUUUCCUAUAUGGGCUCUUGGUGAAUAUCGAAGUCGGGUACUGCUUUGUCUCGACAAAAAGUCGAGAGCAACUGGAUAA
Molecule: messenger RNA, 1557 nt
Organism: Lathyrus oleraceus (garden pea)
Lineage: Eukaryota; Viridiplantae; Streptophyta; Magnoliopsida; Fabales; Fabaceae
Product: cycloartenol synthase
Exons: 13
Coding region: 1-1557 (518 amino acids)
Biological process (GO): triterpenoid biosynthetic process
Cellular component (GO): lipid droplet
Molecular function (GO): intramolecular transferase activity
Source: RefSeq, a predicted model, not a curated record